AUGUUUCAAGAAAUUAUUCCCCAUGGUCAACGAAAUUUCCCUGGCUUUCGAGACGAAAUUCUGUCGGCAUUCAAUGCCGAGGCAUCUCCAGAGCCCGAGCAAGAUGCAUCUGAUCCUUCAGUUGAUGACCCGACUCCUGAUCAACACCGUUUUGAGAUCCUUGGAUAUCCGCCUACUGUCCCUGUUGAAGAAACACCAAGUCCCGUUCCUGCACCACGUAGUUACCGCCACACCAAAACCACGGCUGGACGUAAGAACAUUGCGCAUUAUUACUCUACUUCUUCAGAGUCCAGCACAGUACCCCUACGCAAGCACACUAGGCGAGGAGCUGCCAGUAGCUCCAAGCAUCCACGAUCCCCCCGGCUUCACUCGUGCCUCUGUGGAUCAGGACGAUUCGACUGUGUAUUCAGCAUCCUUCGUUUGGCGACUCACUUGAAAAAAGCUUGGGAAGUGGCACAAGCACCAUUCAAGAAUUUGUUAAUGAUGGGCUUCAUGAUGUGGAUGGCUGGAAAUACAGUGCAUCUCUUUAGCAUUGGUAUCACUUUUUCUGCACUUUGGCAGCCUAUUAGUGCUCUUCAAGGUGUUGGGAAAGUUUUUAAGCCUUAUAAAGACAGUAAAGUAGAACAUCUUGGGCCUAAGCUGCUUUUCAUUGCCCUUAAUUUGGGUGGUUUAGCACUUGGUGUUUGGAAGCUUAACACAUUGGGGCUUCUUCCAACACAUGCAUCGGACUGGGUGUCAUCCUUACCCCCUGCUCAGGAGGUAGAGUAUUCGGGUGGAGGCAUUCCUCUAUAACGACAUGUUUGUUCAUCUUUGGUUCUGUGAUCAAUUUCUGGAGGUGGUGAGAGGACUUAAGACUAGUGGGACUUUAGACUUUUUGUUUUGUUUUCUUUUGAAGAUGGAGAACACCGCAGAUUUUUUAUCUUAAAUUUUAUGAAACAUGUAGCUGUAGUGUGGCAUGACAUGAUUACGAACAUAGGUUUAUUUUAUUUUGUGAAUUGAGAAUGGAUUAACAUAAAAAUCUAAAAUUAUGUUCGAGGUAAUAUUGUUCUUAUUAUUGGG
Hibiscus syriacus is the source of this 1059-nucleotide messenger RNA. RefSeq lists its product as uncharacterized. Gene Ontology annotation, biological process: protein folding in endoplasmic reticulum. The transcript has 7 exons. The record is from RefSeq and is a predicted model, not a curated record. The coding region runs from base 1 to 792 and encodes 263 amino acids. Gene Ontology annotation, cellular component: EMC complex. Lineage: Eukaryota; Viridiplantae; Streptophyta; Magnoliopsida; Malvales; Malvaceae.